AUGAAUAACAAUAAAAGAUAGACAAUAGAAGAUGCUAUGAGAGCAGAGUAGAUCUCUUAUAAUCCUCAGUAAUCUGCGUAUUAAAACUAUUAUGGAUAUAACCAAUAUAUGCCAUAUGGGUACUAGCAAAUGAUGCCCAAUCAAUAUUAAUAUAAUCAAUAUUAUCUCUAUAAUUAUCAAAUGUUGCAGACCCAAAAACAAAACAAUCUGUUGGGUAAUCAAAUUAACACUUAAAGACCCUAGUAAUAGUAUAUCUAACAAUCUAAUCCAGCUUUGAAUUCCCAAUAAAAAGUAUCCUAACCACUUUAACAAGUGAAUCAACUCUAGUCACAGCAGCAAUCAAAUAUUUAAUAGAUUUAAGAUUAAUAACAAAAGGAUGACAUGACCUCUAGAAUCGAGAAAGAGUAGAAUCAGUUUUUACCACCUGUAGAUGUUUCCUAGUUGGAUCAACCUUCAAGAUGGGAGAAUGAAAUAAAGAUUUACUCAUACCUGUACCGGAAGUUAAAUGUUGAAAUGCCUAAUUUAAUUAGUGCGAGAUUUUGUAAUUCCAGAGAAGUAUUUAAUGAACAAUCCUCUGUUACUGUGAAAUAGUAUGUGGAAAGGGCAUUUAAUAAAUGCCAAUCUGAUGAUGAGCGAAAUCUCAUGGAACAAUACUUGAAGGCUACAAUUGCUGAAGCCAAACGUAAAAACGAAUACAGCAUAAGGGAUUGGUCUAAAUUUCCAUUGCCAACACUUUCCAGAGAGAAUCAAAUACGAACUCAGUCCUUAUUCUCUUAAUCUCUCCAAUUAAAACAAAGCACAGCUGUGGCAUUGAAUUCAUUAGGCUAAACAAGUAAAUUUGGGGCUCCAAGUUAAGCCCAGCCUGUUGGACCAGCGUAAACAUCUACUAGUAUUCAAAAUUUGAUGUCUUUAAACGAUUAACUGAAAUAGUAAUAAGUCGAUGCUAUAAAUCAAAAUCAUAUGAAAAAUAAGAAAAUUGACUAUAACAUAGAUUUGGCUAUGUUAUAAAUUGGAAAAUUACAGCCCAAUGCUACAAUUCAGAUUAAAUAACAAUAAAAAUAGAUUAAAAAAAAAAUAGAGGAAGAAGACCAAUUUAUUUCAACUAAUAUGAAAAUUACAGGGACUUGCGAAGACUUAGAAAAACCAUAUUAUAGACUUACUGGUUUGCCAGAUCCUAAUACAAUUAGACCAGAACACAUUUUAAAAAAAGCGUUAAAUCAUAUUCUAGAGAAGUGGAAAAACUAUUAGGCAGAUUAUAAUUUCACAAUCGAACAGUUCAGAUCAAUCAGAUAGGAUUUGUUGGUUCAACAUAUAGAGAAUAGAUUUACAGUCUAAGUGUAUGAAGAAAAUGCUAGAAUUUGUUUAGAAUGCGGAGAUUUCCCAAGAUAUGAAAGUUGUUGGACUAUGUUGUGUGAUUUGUAUGACAUGAUAAGCAUAAGUGAAGGGAAGGAUGCCAAUUUUAUAGGAAAUAAAGUUGAAUUCGAUAGUUAUCGGAUUGUUUAUCUGACAAUGUUAAAUAAAUAGGAUUAAUUAGUCAAGAUAUUACAUUAGAAUUCUGAUGAUCAGAGAAUCAAAUUUGCUCUUGGGAUAAGAGAAUCUUAUAAAUGUGGAAAUUAUGUUAAACUAUUCAAGGAUUAUAAGGAAGCUAGUGAAACCAUGGGAAGUAUAAUAAAUCACUUUUUAGUUAGAAUCAGAGUCAAAGCAUUGAAAUAAAUAGUAAAAACAUAUAUAUCAAAUAUAGAAUUAGAAUAUUUAGCAAGAUUGUUAGCAUUUUAAGAUGUUGAACAAUUCAAAUAGUUUAUGUAAUAUUUUGUAAGAUUUGACGAAACUUUGACAUAUUUAUUAACCAAAUAAAGUAUAAAUGCCUUUGAUAAUAUUAAUUUUGAUAAGCUGAAUGAGUGA
Molecule: messenger RNA, 1902 nt
Organism: Paramecium tetraurelia
Lineage: Eukaryota; Ciliophora; Oligohymenophorea; Peniculida; Parameciidae
Exons: 8
Cellular component (GO): nucleus
Source: RefSeq, a predicted model, not a curated record